Messenger RNA from Amphibalanus amphitrite, 7373 nucleotides. RefSeq names its product phospholipid-transporting ATPase IF-like. The transcript is spliced from 25 exons. Gene Ontology annotation, molecular function: magnesium ion binding; ATP hydrolysis activity; ATP binding. Gene Ontology annotation, biological process: phospholipid translocation. Gene Ontology annotation, cellular component: endoplasmic reticulum; plasma membrane; trans-Golgi network. The record is from RefSeq and is a predicted model, not a curated record. NCBI's taxonomy places the organism in Eukaryota, Metazoa, Arthropoda, Thecostraca, Balanomorpha, Balanidae. Bases 453 to 4385 code for a protein of 1310 amino acids.
GACCGGAGCAGCGGCCACGCCAGCAGGAGCGACCGUCGAGCCAGCAGGACCGCCAAGGACCGCGGCCAGACCAGGCAGCCGGGUCACACACAGGUCAUUGGGGUCUGUCAGCCACCGACGGCAGGUCACCGGAGUGUCAGCCCCGACGGCAGGUCACCGUGGUCUGUCAGCCCCGACGGCAGGUUUCCGUGACGUCACAAGCGCGGCGGCUCGACGCGGCGCCAGGUUGAGAGCCCGCCCACCGCUCCGACCGGCCUGCACCUCGUGCCGGCCGUCCAGUGUGGUGCCAGGGCCGCGCGCGGGACGGCCGCGGCCGCGCUCCCCGGCCCCCGGCGGCCAUGUGCUGACCUGUCACUGCGUGACGGCUGUGUCGGACGCCGCUGACGGGUGUGACGGACGCCGCUGACGGGUGUGACGGACGCCGCUGACGGGUGCCUGUGAGUCUCGGUGAGAUGGCUCCGGUGUUCAGCCACGAUAACCCCGCCUACUCGCCGGACGAGGAGGCUGUGAGGCUGCAGAGUGUGCAGCGGCUCGGCUCCUGGCCCACCGAGCCGCAGGAGCUGCAGCAGCUCCGCAAUGCGCUCGCUGCCGGCCCCGCUCCGGGCUCCGCUCCGGGCCCCGCUCCGGGGGUGGUCCGGGGGUACCUGCCCGGACCGACCCAGCCGCCGAUGCCGACGGGACCGCCGCACAACGCCCCGCCGGAGACGACGCCGCCUGUGACGCAGGAGACGCGGUUCGGUGCCACGAACGGAGUGUCGGAGGCCAUCCCGCGGCCCAGCCGGGCACUGCCCGAUAUGGACCUGGCCAACGGCCUCAACAAAGUCCGGGACAAGGCCAUCGGCUUCGUGCGACAGGGCUCCAGCAAGCGGUUCUACCGGCCAGUUAUCAUUGGCACUCGGAAGGUCAAGGUCGGAGGUCAUGACCUGCCCGGAGAGGUCACUGACCCCGAGGCCAAGCCGAAGCCCGCCUUCCCUGACAACCGUAUCAGCACUUCCAAGUACAAACUGUGGAGUUUCGUUCCCGUCAACUUGUUUGAACAGUUUCGUCGAUUGAUCAACUUCUACUACGCGCUCAAUAUUGCUAUCACGUGUCUAAUCGACAGUCCAGUCAGCCCCGUCACAUCCGCCAUGCCGCUGGGGUUUGUCGUGUGCGUCACCAUGCUCAAACAAGGCUACGAAGAUUGGCUCAGACACAAAAUGGACGACGAGGUCAACAACAAACCAGCCACCGUCAUACGAAACGGGAGAAUACAGGAAGUGAAGACGAAGAGGAUUGCCGUGGGUGACAUCGUGUGUGUGCGGGCGGAGGAGGACUUUCCGUGUGACCUGGUGAUGCUUACAUCCUCCGAUCGGGAGGGUCAGUGCCACAUCCAGACGGCCAACCUGGACGGAGAGACCAACCUCAAGACGAAGGAGUCGCCGGCCCAGACGCGUCACAUGCGCUCUGUCUCCGAUCUGGACGCCAUUAGAGCCUCCAUUGAGUGUGAAAACCCGCGGCCCGAUCUGUACAAGUUCAUCGGCACCAUGAAGUUCCACAGCGCUGCCAGCGGCACGGUCGAGUCGGUGCCCCUGGGGCCGGAGCACGUCCUGCUGCGCGGCUCGCGACUCAAGAACACCGCCAAUAUCUACGGAUGUGCCAUCUACACUGGCCGCGACACCAAACUGGCACUGAACCUGAAAAUCACAAGCAACAAGUUUUCGUCCGUGGAAAAGUCGAUGAACAAGUUCCUGGUGUUUUUCCUGCUGCUGCUGCUGUGCGAGGUCACCUUUGCCACCUUGUUCUCCUUCUUCUACCAGAAGACGCAGGAGGCCGUGACGAGCGACGACGGACUCAUGGAAGGGUCACCCUGGUACCUGCCUGAGGAGGAGUUCGCCCCGAUCAACACCAUCUUCUCCUUCCUGGUCAUCUUCAACUACAUCAUACCCAUAUCGCUCUACGUCACCGUCGAAAUGGUGAAGUUUGCCGGCACGCGGUUCCUCGAGUGGGACGAAGAGCUGGAGUACGAGGGAAUCCGACCAAAGGCCAACACGUCAGACCUGAACGAGGAGCUCGGGCAGGUGGAGUACCUAUUCUCAGACAAGACGGGCACGCUGACGGAAAACGUGAUGCAGUUCCACCACUGUUCGGUGGCCGGACUCAACUACAAGGAGGUGAACGGCGAGCUCCAGCUGCACGACUCCCGCAGACGGGGUCAGGCCGCACUCCAGAGGAUCUCACCCGAAAUGAGGAUGGCGGAGCUGGACGGCUUUCUGACAGCUCUGGCGCUGUGUCACACCGUCCAGGUCACUGAGGCCACCGCAGACGACCUGCUGCCCAGAUACCAGGCCAGCAGCCCCGACGAAAAGGCGCUGGUCGAGGCGUGCAGCAGGUUCGGCGUCGUGUUCGGCGGGAUCACGGACGACAUUUGCAAGGUCACGGUAAAGGGAGAGGUCAAAUACUACAAACGGCUUCACGUCCUGGAAUUCGACUCCGAUCGGAAGCGGAUGUCUGUGAUCGUUGAGGACGCCCAGGGCCGUGUGAUGCUGCUCUGUAAGGGCGCCGACAGCACGGUACUCGCGCAGUGCGUGGAGGGCGACAAAGAACGAACCGUGGAGCACGUCAACUACUACGCUAUGCUGGGUUUGCGGACACUGGUGUUUGCCUGGCGCGAACUCACCAAGGUCCAGCUGGACGAAUUCUCCCUGAAACUGAACCAGGCCAGAUCAUCCAUGAACCGACGGGAGGAGAAAGUCAGGGUGGUAGUGUCUGAGAUAGAGUCGGAGAUGGAGCUCCUGGGCGCCACGGGAGUCGAGGACAAACUCCAGGAGGGCGUGCCAGCCACGCUGGAGAUCAUGCGGGCGGCAGGAAUCAAGAUCUGGGUUCUGACCGGGGACAAGGUGGAGACGGCGGUUAACAUUGCCACCUCGUGCGGCCACUUUAAGCGCGGUACCACCAUGCUGCGGGUGGUCCGAUUCCGCUCCCUGCCUGAGCUCCGACAGGCGCUGGCCGAGCACGACCUGCGGACCGGUCAGGAGAUACACGGUAACUUCGGCCUGGUGCUGGACGGCGAGAGCCUUACGCUGGCUCUUCACUCCAGGGACACCCGCCACCAGCUUCUCGAUGUCGCCACCAGAUGUCAGGCGGUCGUCUGCUGCCGAAUGUCGCCGAUGCAAAAGGCAGAGAUGGUGAAGCUGGUCAAGUACUCCAAGGAGCGUCCGAUCACGGCCGCCAUCGGGGACGGAGCCAACGACGUCUCCAUGAUCCAGGAGGCGCACGUCGGCUUCGGACUGGUGGGUCGGGAGGGUCGUCAGGCAGCGCGCUGCUCCGACUUCUCCUUCGGACGGUUCCGGUUCCUGAGCCGCAUUCUGCUGGUUCACGGCCACUGGUACUACGUGCGACUGGCCAACCUGGUGCAGUACUCCUUCUACAAGAACGUCGCCUUCAUCACUCCGCAGCUGUUCUUCGCGUUCAGCAACUACUUCUCCACCACGAGUCUGUACGACAGCCUGUUCCUCACCUUCUACAACGUGUUCUACACCGCCGCCCUGCCGCUGGCCUACGGGAUUCUCGAGCAGGACAUCCCUGCCGAGACGCUCAGCAGAAGCCCCGACAUCUACCAGCGCUUCGGGAAGAACGUGCUGCUCGGCUGGGGCGAGUUCGUCAAGUGGACUCUUCUCGGUCUUUGGCACGCCAGUGUGCCCUACUUCUUAGUAUGGUACACCUGGCGAGCCGACCCCAUCAUGGUCGAGUCCGGUCGCAUGAUGGGCGUCUAUGCCUUCGGCACGGUCAUCUGCCAGAUCAUCGUCUUCGUCGUCAACUUGAAGAUGAUCAUCAUGAGCAGAUACAUGACGUGGAUUUUCUGGCUUUUCUUCUGUGGAAGCCUCGUCUGCAUAUUCCUCACUGCAGUUUAUUCAAUCCUAAGGAUUCCGAUUCUGGACAACAGCACCAUGUUCGGCGUGUACGAGAUGGUCGCUAGCUCCCCGGCUCUGUGGCUGCUGCAGCUGCUGCUCGUCACCGUCUGCCUGCUGCCCGACCUCCUGCUGGAGGUGGCGCGCACACACGAGCGAGGCCUGGGGAAGUUCACCGACCGGGUGCGCGUGGCGCUCGGCUUCCACAGCAGCUCGGCGUCCACGCUGCCCGCGUUCACCCGGCGUCCGCUGAGCUCAGCGCGGCGAGCGACGUCCGUGCGCGCGCCGAGAGGGUCGGUGGACCGUCUGCCGCCGCCGUACGAGUACUACGGCACAGCGGGGCGGCUACCGCCGCCCGCCGACGGGCCAGUGAAGGUGGUGGGCUCAUCCGUGCGAGGAGCGGUGGAGAACGGGGCGAGCGACCCGGCGCCGGGGGUGACCAGCUGCACGGCCGGGGCCUCCAGGGGGACGACAGCGAUCACGGAUGUGUCCACGUGACCAAAGAGGCCUGUCUGGUGGUGUUACGAUUCGACGGGUCCCUGCUGAGAGUCAUAGAACGGGUCGGGGAGGAGCACAAGACAUGACUUUCACGAGUUCAUACAUGCGAUGCCAUACUAGUCCAAUACGAGGUUCAGCCGCUGGGGCUGGAUACAAAGUGUAGUGUAGACAUUCGUGCCAGUUGCUUUUAUUGUAAGGCAGUGGCGGCGUGUGCCGACAGUGCUGGUGCCUGUGACGAGCUUAGAGCUCUUGUUCCUUGUCGAGCUCAAACGGUGGCAGUGGAUCGUAGACUAGUGACCACACCGAUGACUAGUGACUAGCAAUGAUGCCCAGUGCUCCCUCCAGUCAAACGGACACUGGGGAUGGCCGCUAGUGAUCUCCGCCGUCCACAAAACUGUUCCCACGGAGUCAUGGACUCUUUCCAUGUCGGUCGUCAAUAAUGGUUGUAAGGCGAUGGCCUAGUCAGGUGCUUGUGCGCUGUUGCAUAGCUUGUAUUGCCUGUCUUAUAUAUCGGGCGUAUUUCCGUAUCUAAAUGUGAAAAGUUCGACGCAACUUUUACAUCGGCUUAUCACAAUUAAUUGUCAAGGGGGGGCAUCGCAUGGAUCGAUUUGAUAUAAUUAUUUACCACAUUAAUUUUACGCCUUUGUUCGGAUGCAUUUCCCGCAUUUUAGGUUAUCAAUAAUUUCAUAUAAGAUUGUGAACGCUAGAGCCCAAUAAUUUGUGAAAUUACAGAUGUGGAGCUUCGUAGAAAAAAAGAAUCCAACCUAUUUUUAUUCAUGGCCGUCGUUUUGCUUAUAUGCGAGAACUUAAAAGUGCGUCUUCUUUAUUGUUCUGUACGAGUGGCGGGACAUGCAUGCUUUUAUGUAUGCUUGUAUGCUUUUAUCGCCUCCUGACGACUCCUGCUGUCGCUCAGUUAAUUCUGUGAAGAGCUUACACACUGAGACUUUCUGCUAAGCAGAAGUAUGUGAGCACUAUGCCGGUAUUUAUAUUUUAUGGGAGCUUGCGUGCUGUUCUGUCCAAUGUGUCAGCUCAUGUGACACUGUAUGCACACCAGGGACCACAUGCGACGUGUCAGCGUUUAAUGAAGUCUGUUUGAGCGGUUCGAAUGCGUCGUCCUGAGUGACGUAGUCGUGAUACUGCUUCCUUUUAGCCAGCGCCCACUUCUCUGAAUCAAUGGGGAAAAAACUCUACGUAAGGAAUGAACGGGAAGAUCAAAACGUUCGAACGUUACUUUUAACGCGUCCGACGACACUGAGAUGAACCCAUUUAGUAGCUGACAUACUGCAAAAUGAUUAACCCGCGCCCCGUAGGGCUACCGGCGGACCCUACCACCCGUAGGGGGGGGGGGGCCGUUUCGGCCCCCCCUAAGAUCUCGGAAAGUUACCGGCCGAUUUUCAAAAUUCAAACGGCGUUUGAUAGCCCUACCCGGGAACUACCUUGUGACCAAAUUUCAUUGACCUAGGUCAAACCGAUGACGUCACAGGUCAGGUCAAAGGUCAGAUUUUCACCGUUCACAGGCAAUUCAAGAAAUGUGCUGUGAAAUCGAGUAAAUUGGUAAUUUAUUGAAAACCAUCGAUGGUAUAUUGUUCGUCAAACACAUACUUUGCUAUCUGAGGUCACUGAUACCAGGUCAGGUCACAGCGAGGUCAGGUCACCGGGGGUCACAAUAUGAAUGUGUCGUGUGAUACAUGUUUUAUGGUCCAUUUUACAUGACAAAUGCGAUUAUGUGGGUUAGGCAGCCUUUGGGGCCAGCCUAGGUCACGUUUUGGUGAAGGUCAGGUCAAGGUCAGGUCAAAUUAGGUCAAAUUUCAAAGUUGAUAUUUUUGCAUAAAAUGGGUAUCCAUUCGAUGCAGCUCGUCACGGGGAGUCUAAUGGUGGUCUUUGUUUUGCUCUACGAGUUCUAGAAUUGCCAAAAAUUGAGUUUGAAAAUUUGACGUCAUCAUUUUUGAACAGUUUUUUCGCUAUAACUUGGCCAAAAAACGAGGUAUCGAUCUGAAAUUUGGUAUGUAGAUAGAAGACGGUAGGCACUAUCACAUAUAUUCCGGUUUUUUCGAAACUCAAAAAACUUUUUGGAUUUUUUGGCUAAUAUAUAAAAAAAAUGCUUUUUUGAUUUUUGGGGAUCAAAACUCAAAAAUUUCAAAAAUCCGAGAUAGCAGUUUUGUAGCCCUGUCAAUUCUACACCUUUUAUGUCUUGAUCAUUUUUCUGUAUCUUCAAAGCUGUAGGCCUGACAGGUCUUCUCGCGAAGGUCUUUUUUCGGUCGAAAAUGACAGAACAUGACGUCACUCUGACGUCAUUUGUGGCCAACCUAUCACAGCCUCUGGAAAAAUUUUUGGUCACAAUGUGUAAAAUUGAUGCCCGGAGGGGUCCUGAAAGUUUGGUGGCGAUAUCUCCAGCCGUUUAGGAGAUAUCGACCGAAAAGGACAGGGGGGGGCCGUUUCGGCCCCCCCCCUACGGGGCACGGGUUAACUUAUCUAAGUUUCCAAAUUGUAAUAACCAGCCUUAAUCAAUUCCCGCCGCACUGGUCGGCCAGAACUGAUUACGAUCCCGUGGGCCCAUGCUCUGUGCGCCUUGAGCUCACUGUCACUGCGCACUAUGUCGCACCAUUUUUACCAGCGCGGGAUGCACGCUGUACUGUGAUAAUAUGCCUACUUCAAAUGUGUUCGGGAUGGGAGCGAAGGUCGAUGUCUGCAUUGUUCUGUGUGUUCACCUCGUCAGAUCGCGAGUGGGUAUGUGGGUGCUGGUGCGUUUGAUCGUGCUGUGUUUUUGAGCGUUAUAAUGGCACUGGUCCGGGAUCAACUGACUGCCAUAUGACCAGGAGCCUGGUCAUUGACAGCCCUGUCAAUUAAGUAAUUUUGGUUUAUCGUGUUCUUAUCAAGCCUUCGUAACAUCUUUAACAUGUUUCUAGGUGAUUCUUUCAUCGGAGUGAUUUUGACAAAUAGUGUAAGUGGUUUUGUUUAUGUGGUAAACAAUAAAACUGAUACGACGUC